CAAUACACCUAUUACGCACGCACGCAGAACACGAUGAGAACCCAGCAACAUCUCCACAUCGCCGUCCUGGACGUCGACGUCCCGGUUCCGAACGUCUACUACGCUCGCGGUCUUUAUAGUACCCAAUUUCGCAAGCUGCUUCGGGCUGCUGCGGGGCGGAUUGCAGAAGAUGAAGGAAGAGAUGAAGAUAUUGAGAUCCACACCACUGCGUUCGACACUCUUGGUGGCAAUUUGCCGUCGCUGGCUAGUUUAAGCACGCAGCCUACUGCCACAGUGACCAAGGCUGGGGAGGUUAUCAAUCCGCUGGCUUUGCCUAUCACCGGUAUCUUGAUUACGGGGUCAGUGGCGUCCACGUAUGGUGCUGAGUACCAGUCAUGGGUUGCACCGUUGCUGGAGUUCAUUACCACGGUGUAUGAGCAAUAUCCGCAUGUGCGGAUCUUUGGAAGUUGUUUUGGCCACCAGGCGCUUGCAGAGGCUUUGCUUGCGGGAUCUGCUUCGGCCAAUGAGGUUAAGGUGGGAUGUUGUCCCGAUGGAAAAGAAGCUGGACUGGCGCAGGUUGAACUCACACAGGGAUUUGUGGACGCAUUUCCCUGCUUGAGGGGAAAGCGCGCGUUGAGACUGCAGAUGAUUCAUGGGGAUUGGGUGACGGUUGAGUCUUCACCUGAGAAAGCGCUUCCCUCGCCUUGGAUGAACAUUGGGGGAUCAAAGCCUUGCCCUAUUCAAGGCUUGUAUUGUCCAGGACGUGUUCUGUCCUAUCAAGGUCAUUUUGAAUUCGACUCCUUCGUCAACCGUGAGACAUGUGUCGACUUUGGAGGGAGAUUGGGGUGGGCGAAAGAGCUUGUCGAGCAGUAUGUGACGGCAAUUGGAGACGUGGACGGAAGCGGUGAUGACUCCAAACUAGCCGCGGAGGUGCUGGUAAGAUUCUUUGCGGGUGAAGAUGGCGCGCAUGACAAGCAAGGCAUGAUCAAGGCACAGGAUGAGAAGAGCAUGGGGGUAACCAGAUUAAUUGGUGGUCUGGUGGGCCAGUUGAUGGGUGGGAGCUGGUGGCCCAGCAAGGCAUAA
Molecule: messenger RNA, 1062 nt
Organism: Aspergillus piperis CBS 112811
Lineage: Eukaryota; Fungi; Ascomycota; Eurotiomycetes; Eurotiales; Aspergillaceae
Exons: 1
Coding region: 34-1062 (342 amino acids)
Cellular component (GO): cytosol; nucleus
Source: RefSeq, a predicted model, not a curated record